CACUGUUCUGGAAUGUUCUAGAGACUCCAACUGUUCUGGAACACUCUAGAACCUCCAGGCAAAGGACUGGAACCAGGAUCACAGAGCAUUCCAAGGCCUUCCCAGCCUAGGUGGGGCCAGCCCCCGCUCCAGAACCCGCAGCGGGCCUCAUGUGGAUGUUGGCACUAGGUGGGAUCUUCCUGGCAGCCGCCCAGGCCUGUGUCUUCUGCCGCUUCCCAGACCGUGACUUGUCGGGCCGCCUGGCUCAGCUUUGCAGCCAGAUGGAGGCCCAGUGGAAGGACUGUGAAGUCUCCUGGAACUUCUCGGCCUUUGCCUUAGAUGAUGCAUCCUUGAAAAAAGUCACAGAGAAGACUCACAGAGUCCUGAGGGUCAUGGAGAUCGAAGGGUCUCUCUCCUCACUCCUUUCAUAUUGGAAAUGGCUUCAAAAGACCAAGCUCCCAGAAUACAACAGGGAAGCUCUCUGCGCUCCCGCCUGCCGGGGCAGCACCAUCCUGUACAACUGCUCCACCUGCCAGGGCUUCGAGGUGUACUGCUGGCCCCGAAAGCGCUGCUUCCCAGGUCCUUACUCCCCACCCCUGCCUCACCCCGCCCAGAUCUCUGAGCUGUUAGGCUACCCCAGCAUCGAUGGGUGUGGUCCCCGGGAUCAUUCACUGCCUGCUGGGGUCCCUGCAGGAAGUCACGAUCUUUGGGAAGCCAGGAUUCUGCUGCUCUUUGUCUCUGGAGCCGCCCUCCUCCUGGGUAUUCUGAGCUUCGCGGUGGAGUACUGCCACCUCCAAGCAAAAAGUGACUUGUGAAGACGAGGACACAUCUUAGCCUCCAGUUCUAAGGAGCAUGUGCCCACAACUUCCAUUUCUCUCGUGGGGCGGGGUGGGGGGGGAGGGGGGCAACCAGACCCUUAGUUCCAGCCCCAACGGUUCAGUCUUCCAGACCCUGAUACCCAGACAUCCCCACAAUCCCAGCGUCAGAUGGCGUCCAGGGACCCAGGCACCCACAGCUGGAAAGUUCCUCCCCUCCAGUCCUCAACCAAUCAGACAGAGGCAGUCACCAUGCCAGGAAAAUAUCUACAGAAGGAAAGAAUCCCCUCCAUACACACUCCCACUCCCACACCCCCUUCUGCCUGUUCCCGGAAAGCGGGGGCUGUCUGCCCCAGAAGCUCCUCUUGGCCCUCCUGUGACUGAUUGGGAAUCCGGGAAUGAGUGUUCUGGAAAAGUCCCUCCCCCUAGAGUGAGACCACAUCACUCAGACUGCUGGCAUGCUACCCUUCCAUUUAAUACUGUGAAGGCUCCCACAGAGGCCCAACUAAACCUGUUGUCAAAUGGCCUCGACCUCUGCCUGGCCUCUGUCUGCGACUGGGGAGGGCAGAGGGAGCGCGGGAGCCUCUUGUAGCCCAGUGGUUCUCAGCCGGGGGGGUGGGUGGAUUUUGCACGCGAUGAGACGUUUGGCAAUAUAUCUGGAGACAUUUUUGAUUGUUUUGAUUGGGGGUUUUGAGGAUGUGCUACUGGCGUCUAGUAGGCAGAGACCAGGGACGCCGCGAAAUAUCGAAAAACGCCCGGGAAAGUCCUCCACGACAAAGAGCUAUCGUGCGUGUCCGAACCGUCAGCAGUGUGUGGUUGAGAGACCCUGGUAUUUGGUCCUUUGGCUAUCAGGAGUUUGGGUUUGGGGGAUGGGAGAUGGGACAUGAAAAGAGAGGCCUAUCACCGACCAUAGUCUCAGCCCGAGGACCUGGGCCGGCCUUCACCUAGCGCUGUGGUUUACAAACUGGGUCCCUAGAGGCUCCCAGUUCUCAACCAGCUGGACAUUGGAGUCAUCUGGGCAACUUUAAAAACUACCUGUUGCUGGGCCUCAUCUCCAGAGAUUCUGAGUGUAGUGGUCUCAUAUGGGGCUUCAGUUAAUCUAACUUACAGCCAGGGUUAGAACCACUGUUUGGGGGAUCCAUUAAGGUCCUGGGGAUGGAGAGGGGAACACUUACCCCUCCCAGGAGAACACCUUCUAUUUUGUUCUACACAUUCUAGUCCAGUCCUUUCAUUUUACACCAAAAAAUGAGACCCUGAGAUCACACAGCCAGGUCGUACAACUUGCCCGAGAUCAUACAAUGAUUCAUACAUUCAUUCAUUUGACAAAUACUAAGGGAUUGCCGGUCACAUGCCAGGCAGCGUUGCUGCCCGUACUGGGGUGAGAAACCCGCUCCCGACUGCCCAGGCACCACAGCUCUCCUCUGGUUUGCGGUAGCUGCCUCACACCCUCUUAGGCUGUGCCCUCUUUCCAGGCUCAACAUUUUGGAGCUGUCCUUGUUUUCACACCCAAUGUGCAGUGGGUCAACCGUUCUGUCCACUCCUGAAGGAUCUCUAUCCCAUCUGUCUCCUCCUCCUGCUCUAUGGCCCCCAGCCCACUCUAGAACCCUCUCGUCGUGGACCCCAGUCUCCCAGAUGUGCAUCUGACUCUGCCCACGCCCCUCAAAUCCACUGCACCCUCAGUGGCCACACUGAUCUUCUUAAAACUCCACAUCGCUCAAACAUCCUGUCUAGUAUCAAAUGAUGCUUAAGAACUUGGGCUCUGGAGUUGGGCUGCCCGACUUCAAAUCCUGGCUCUGGUUCUUACUGGACCUUGGGAAAGUCAUUUAAUUUCUCUGUUCCUGUUUCCUCAUGUUUUAAAUGCAGAUCAUAUAUUUCCUUGA
This is a messenger RNA of Orcinus orca (killer whale), 2674 nucleotides long. RefSeq names its product transmembrane protein 95 (gene TMEM95). The record is from RefSeq and is a predicted model, not a curated record. The coding region runs from base 150 to 794 and encodes 214 amino acids. Gene Ontology annotation, cellular component: sperm plasma membrane; acrosomal membrane. Gene Ontology annotation, biological process: fusion of sperm to egg plasma membrane involved in single fertilization. The transcript has 6 exons. NCBI's taxonomy places the organism in Eukaryota, Metazoa, Chordata, Mammalia, Artiodactyla, Delphinidae.